Messenger RNA from Microcebus murinus (gray mouse lemur), 3593 nucleotides. The record is from RefSeq and is a predicted model, not a curated record. NCBI's taxonomy places the organism in Eukaryota, Metazoa, Chordata, Mammalia, Primates, Cheirogaleidae.
AGGAGAAGGGGAGGAGCCAGUAAGAGGUUGUGAGUCCGUUCGCUCCUCAAUUAAAAUACUCCUUCCUGACCUCGUUGGCUUCUCCGUCCUCCGGGCGGGCUUCCUUCUUCUCCAGACUCCACUUGAAUUCUAGGCGCUGAGGCACAACUCUACAGCCCUGCCCUGCAGGAGGCCCCUCUCCCCGGGAAGGCACAGAAACUAUUACAGGGAUACGUGCACUUUGGUUACAUAAACUGCCUUUGCACCUCCUGAGUCAGAGCUACAAGCGUGCCUAUCUCCUAAACAGCACCUGUUAACUGUGAGUUUACCUAUAUCCUCUUACCUCCGGCCACCUGCGCAACACUGGAUGAAUGUUACUUCCAUAUGUGCACCUAAGGUUUGAUUAGUACCAAUUUAAUGAUUGACGUGUUAUAAGAUUAUUGAAUUUCUGGAGUCUCGCAGCCCUGUAAGAACAAAAGUUAUUCUUUAGGAAGAAAACAGAAUCCAGCCUUGACAACAUCCACAAUGUCUAUUGUACAGUCAAAACUUGUUAGCCUUGCAGAGGAACAGGAAAAUACCACCUAUAUGGAAAGAAAGGAGAAACUGAUAGAAACUGAUAAGGAGAUAGCUCCAAUAUUGGAUUUAAAAUACAAAGACAUAUCAGCAGUUAUUAUGAAAAAGUUUAAGGUCUUGACAGAAAUCCAGGACCUAAUGUUUGAUGAGAUGAGGGAAACUCUUAAAAAUGACCUCAAAGAAAUGUUAGGAGUAAAAAAUACAAUACCUAUAAUAAAAAAGUCCAAGAACUCCAGUAGCAGGAGGAAACAGUGGCAACAAAUAAAAGAUUUAACCUCGGAAAAAACAGGGCUGGUAGAGAAAAUAGGAGAAUACUCUAAAAUAGUUGAGGAUAUUGAAAGUUUAACUUGUGAAAGAAAAGUAAAUGAGCUGAGUAGCAAAUUAGACAAAGCUAAAGAAUCCAGUAGUAAUGAAGGUAAGAAAUUAUCCCAGAAUGAAUCACUAAAUUACAGAAUCAUGGAAAGUAUAGAAGAAACCUUAAGCAAUAUAGAUGACAGACACAGAAAUUACAAUAUCCAUAUAGAAGUUAGAGAAGGAGAGACUAGAAAAAAUGGAGAGGAUGAACUAGUCAAAGAAUUGGGAGAGGAAAAAAAACAUCCGAACUUCAGUAAGAAAGAGGAAAUUCUAAAAGCCUCUAGAGAAGAAGAACGGUUAAUGGAUGAAGGAGCAACACUCACCCUGGCGGCAGACUUUUCGUCAGCAACACUAGAUAUUAGUAAGCAAUGGAGUAAUAUCUUCAAUAUUCUGAGAGAAAAUGAGUAUGAGCCUAAAUUUCUAUGCCAAGUUAAGUUAGCAUUUAAAUGUGAUGGCGAAAUAAAGGAAUUUUCAGACCUGCAAAGCCUCAGGAAGUUUAUUAGCCAAAAAUCUUAUAUGAAAGAAUUACUGGAAGAUGUACUCCCACAAAAUGAAAAAAUAAAUCAAGGAGGAAGAAGAUAUGGGAUUCAAGAAAAAAUGGGUAAAACUCUAAUUGACUCAAAGCAUGGAGCUGGAGGAACAACCAGUGAUGGCUUGAGCUUUCUAUUUAGUAAAGAGGUAAAAGUUGCUAAGCCAGAGGAGGUGAAGAACUUGGAGAUUCUGGAGGAGUCUUCACAGUGGAACGAAAAAGAAACUUCCACGUUGGAGGAGGAAGAGGCUUCAGAGGUAGAGGAGGAUGAAGAGGCCUCAGGGAUGGAGGAGGAGGAUGAAGAGGCCUCAGGGAUGGAGGAGGAGGAGGAAGAGUCCUCAGGGUUGGAGGAUGAGGGGGAAGAGAGCUCAGUGUUAUAUGAGGAACAGUACUCAACCUUUCAGGGUUGUACUGCAGUAGAUACAAAGCAUGGAGUUGAGGAAAUAAACAGUGAUGGUUUGGAGGUUAUUUUGAUUGACAUGGUAGAGGAUUCUGAGCUAGAGGAGGAAGAAGAGGAAGGAAAGGACUCUGAGAUAGGAAGGGUAAGGACUACCUUCCAGACUGAGAAAAAAAAGGCCUCAGGAGGACUUAAAGAAAUUUCCUCUAGUUACUUGGUUUUGGACUCGGAAAGGAAAAAGUCGGCGAAACAUAAGGUGGUUGACAAAACCCAGGAUGAAGAGGAAACAGCUGUACCCAGAAGUCAAGAAGUUGAGACACCCUGUCUGAACUUAUGCUUGGCCUCUCCCUCGAAAUCACUAGAAAUAAGUUAUGACAAGUAUGAAAAAUAUCCAUGUACAAAUUUGGGUACUUCAUCUGGAGUCACUAAAAUUUUUAGGGAAACAGAGAAAGAGAGACAUAAAAUUCUGCAAACAGAAGAGCUAACACCCAAAGAAGCAGAGUUAUUACAAGAAACAGAAGAAAACUUUAGAAGAAGUGUGAUUAAUAGCAUGAGGGAGAUACAAAAAGAGAUUGGAAAUAUUAAAAACCACCAUCCAGAAGUCUUAGAAAUUAAAAAUUCAGUAGAUGAUCUGAGUAGCACGAUGGACAUACUUGAGGAAAGAAUGAACAAUCUAGAAGAUCAAGUUGAGGAAUUCUCUAAAGAUACACUACAAAUGACCAAACAGAUGAUAAAUAAAGAAAGGUUAAGAGAUAUGGAGGAUAGAUUCAGAAGCUCCAACAUUCGUUUGAUAGGAAUUCCAGAAAAGGCUAAUUAUGAGAAUGGAGCAGAAGACAUAAUUAAGGAAAUAAUUGAUGAAAACUUUCCAGAGUUAAAGAAAGAUUUGCCUCUUGAGAUUGUCAGUGCUUACCGAAUACCCAGCAAGAUUGAUAAAAGGAGACUCACUCCUAGACACAUCUUGGUAAAAUUUUGGAGUUUUAACGACAAAGAGAAAGUCCUAAGGGCUUCCAGAGAGAGAAAAGAAACAACCUACCGAGGAACAAGAAUCAGAUUGACAGCCGACUUGUCACUGGACACCCUGGAUGCGAGAAGUAAGUGGAGUGCUGUCAUAAAGGUUCUGCAGGAUAAAGGCUUUAAACCUAGAAUUCUAUAUCCAGCCAAAUUGGCAUUUGAUUUUCAGGGCAAAACAAAGAUAUUUGUUGAUAUUGAAGAAUUUAGAAAGUCUAUUUCUUGUAUUCCUUCUUUGAAAGAAUUACUAGAGGACAUACUUUAGCAAUCUAGGGUGACGACAAACACAUAUACAUAAUAUGCUUUUCUCCUGCUGACAACACUAAAAAUCAACAUGUAAAACCAGAAAAUGAAACAGUACACCUCCUUGCAGAAGGAUGGAUAGCUAUCAACGUACUUGGGAUAAGGGAAAAGGAAGGUUGCAUAUACUACUUAGAUAUUGGUAAAAUUUUUUUAAAGUAGGCUGCUCUGGAGGUAGUGAGUUAUUUCAGUUGAUUGUUCAUGGUUAGAAAUCAAACUCCUUUUUCUAUUCUUGCCCCUAUUUUCUCACUACUAGAGUAGUCUUAAAAAAAAUUGUAAAUAACAGUAACCAUCCUAUCUGGUAUAAGAGUGAACUUUCUAUGCCACCGGGGGGGAGGGGCAAUCUGUCAAUGUAGAGAAGCAAUGGAAAAGCAUGAGGGAUGAGAUGGCAAGAUCAGUUAAAACAGAAAAAAUCUAAAAGCGAAACUCAUCAAGAAAAGGAUAUUUCAUAAA